GUUCAUUCUUGCCGGUUACCAAACGAAGUAAUACUACUUUAAGUUUCUUCUUUUAAAAUCUCUAUAUCUCCAUUACCUUCACUUUCUUCCAAAAUGGAAAACCCUAUCAAAUCAAUAACCCACAUUUUCUUCACAAUCUCAGCACUAUUAAUCACCUCCGCCGCCCAAGAACUAGCCAUCGGCUUCAAAACGACGCCAAAUCCAUCAGUCACGUCGUUUCAAUCUGUACUAAACGACUCAACAGGCAGUUCCUCACUGGGUUUUCUCCGAGUCAAUCGAACCCAACUCGCCCUUUCAGUUGUCCACCUUCCUUCUCUAGAACCACUUUGGCAGACUAACCCAACGAUCCCCUCAGCUCGAUGGUCAGACAGAACCGAGUUCUUCUUCAAUGGCAGUCUCGUAAUAUCUGAUCCACACUCAGGGACAUUCUGGUCGACUGAAACUCAAGGUGACAGAGUUGUUCUUCUCAACACCUCAAAUUUGCAAAUACUUAAACACCACGUAACGGACUCUUCUCCCUUAGUUUUAUGGCAAAGCUUUGAUUAUCCCACAAAUACCCUCGUGGAGAAUCAGAAUUUAACGUCGAGCAUGGCUCUGGUUUCAUCGAGCGGGAUAUAUUCUCUCCGUUUAGGUGACAUUUUCAUGGCUCUAUACGCUAAAUUCGAUCAUAACUCUGACCAAAUGUAUUGGAGACACGAAGCACUCGAAGGAAGAACAGUGAUCAUUGAAGGAGACGGCCCGUUGCUUGCUCGGGUUGAAUCAGACGGAUACUUAGGUAUGUUUCAAAAUAAAACAGCUCCGGUUGAUAUUCAAUCUUUUAACAGCUUUCACCGGAAUAUUAGCCGGUUUCUUUUUGUCCGGUUAGAGCUCGACGGUAACUUAAAAGGAUAUUUAUGGGAUGGUUCCAACUGGGUAUUGGAUUACCAAGCAAUUACUGAUACUUGCCAAUUGCCUAACCCUUGUGGUUCCUAUAGUUUAUGUAAACCCGGGUCGGGUUGUUCUUGUUUGGACAACCGGACGUAUUCGGGUUCUAGCGGGUGCCUUUCUGUUAAGUCAGACGGUGAUUUUUGUAGUAGUGGAGAACAUGAUGGAGUUGCAAACGACAUGUCGGUUUUGAGAAGGAAAGGGGUUGAGCUGCCGUAUAAAAAACUAAUGAGCUAUAAAACGACGUCGUCUUUAGAAGAAUGUGAGGGUUUCUGCGAAAAUAACUGCAGCUGUUGGGGUGCAGUUUAUAAUAAUGGAUCCGGAUUCUGUUACUUUGUGGAUUACCCGAUCCAAACUUUAUUGGGCGUGGGUGAUGAGAGUAAGUUGGGUUAUUUUAAAGUGUGGGAAGGUACAGGGAAGAAAAAAGAAGGUGUUAUUAUUGGUGUAGGGAUUUUCAGUGGGGCCAUUUUGAUUUUAUUUGGUGCAGUCGGGUUUGGAGUUUAUAAAAUAUGGAAGAGAAGAGAACGAGCCAAAGGAAUAUUUGAGGAGGAAAAUGGUAUAUCAACCGGCCCGUAUAAGAAUCUCGGGUCGGAUAGCUUUAGAUCAAUUGAAAUGGGUAAUAGAUAGUGACGUAAGGCAUGACAUCAUGUUCAAGAGUUUGGUCGGAUAAGAGUUGACUGAUUUUAUCAUUAAAAACAGAAAGAAGAUCAUGGUGACCUUUUGUCACUUUAUAUAGUGAUUGUGGAACGUGGGACCCAGAUUAAGUUAUUGGGAAGUGGGUCCAUUUUGAUUAAAAUUAAGAUUAUUCAAUUAAUAAUAAUAUAUUUUUGUUUAUACUACAAUUUAAUUAAUAUUUAAUAAUAUAGUUUUGUAUAGAUUUGUGCUUCUAGAUAUUGUUCAAUUGUGUCGUUCAACUACAUGUGACAAGUUCUCAAAGUAGGCGAUGACUUUAGUGCCCUUCAAGAGAAAAUCCUGUUUGGAAGGCAAGAAAAUUGAAAAAGAAAAUAUCAUGAAGCCAAGAAAAGUCUCAUUUGUGUCAAUUUUUAUGUAACAUCUUGAAUUUAUACUUUUUAAUUGUUUGAUUCUUUUGCAAUAUAAGAGUACAAAUAAUUUAUGAA
Mercurialis annua (annual mercury) is the source of this 2042-nucleotide messenger RNA. Its product is annotated as PAN domain-containing protein At5g03700. The coding region runs from base 94 to 1551 and encodes 485 amino acids. Lineage: Eukaryota; Viridiplantae; Streptophyta; Magnoliopsida; Malpighiales; Euphorbiaceae. The record is from RefSeq and is a predicted model, not a curated record. Gene Ontology annotation, biological process: recognition of pollen. The transcript has a single exon.